This is a messenger RNA of Atta colombica, 2175 nucleotides long. Its product is annotated as U3 small nucleolar RNA-associated protein 6 homolog. The transcript has 9 exons. The coding region runs from base 135 to 1967 and encodes 610 amino acids. Gene Ontology annotation, molecular function: snoRNA binding; protein binding. NCBI's taxonomy places the organism in Eukaryota, Metazoa, Arthropoda, Insecta, Hymenoptera, Formicidae. Gene Ontology annotation, cellular component: Pwp2p-containing subcomplex of 90S preribosome; small-subunit processome. The record is from RefSeq and is a predicted model, not a curated record. Gene Ontology annotation, biological process: maturation of SSU-rRNA from tricistronic rRNA transcript (SSU-rRNA, 5.8S rRNA, LSU-rRNA).
UCGAUAUUCGAUUACUCGAUACAACGACAACAGAACGGAGCUUGUACGGAAUUGUGCUUGCGUUCGCUUGCAAAUGUUUUCUGUAUAUAGUUUCUCGUUGGAUUAUUCUAAGUGUUCUCUAAUAUUCUCGAGAAAUGGCGGAGUUCGUGGAGAAACGAUGUCAGGACAUGAUCCCGGAGUUGGAACAAAUGGAGAAGCUCAAGCUCUUUGAUAAAAAAGAGAUUCGGAGCAUCGCCAAGAAACUCAAAGAAUAUGAGUAUAAAAUUCAACGACACACAAAGACUAAGGAAGACUACCUUCGAUACAUACAGUAUGAAAUGGAUCUUCUAAAAUUGAUCAAGCAACGAAGGGAUAAAUAUGGUAUCACUCAAAAGAGGUCGGUCAUCGACUAUGGCAUAACUAAUAAAAUGAAUAACUUGUACAAAGAGGCGAUAUCUAAAUUUCAAGAUGAUAUUCGAUUUUGGGUUGCUUAUAUGAAGUUCUGUAAGCAUGUGGUAGGUAGCGAACACUUCCAUAGCAAUAUCAAUCAUAUGUUAGGCAGAAUGCUGCAAGUACACAGAGAUAAGCCAAAAUGCUGGCACAUAGCAGCAUAUUGGGAAUUAGAGGAGAAUAAGAAUAAGUAUAGCGCACGGCAGUAUCUUCUUAGAGGUUUACAGAUUCAUCCUAACUCUCAAUUAUUAUAUACUGAUGCUUUCAAACUCGAACUAGACAAUCGCUUUACGACAACUUCUACUAAUGCUGAAAACUCUGAAAACCAGGAAGGCCACAUUGAUCCAGUACCGACAACAGACGAUAGCGAAAUUCCAGUUCCAUUGAAAACGGCAUUCUUUAUAUACCAACAGGCUUUUGAUCGUAUUAAGGAUGUUAAAUUUAUAAUAGCGUUGCUUAAUAUCACAAAUGAAUACGAUAACACCAAGCCAUUGCAGCUAAAAAUCAUUUGCGAUAUGAUUCGAGAGUAUGCUCAUGAACCUUUAAUGUGGGAUACAUUGGCGCGUCGUGAAUUACAAGGCUUAGCGCAACCAGUCAGUGACACGGCGACGGAAUCGGAAAAUGCUGACCAAAAAUCUCUGAGGGCUCGUAUCACAUCGUGCAACGAAGUAUAUCAGACUGCUAUAAAGAAAAUCAAAACUGCAGAAAUCUGGUCAUUGUACAUAGAAUGUUUACUGGAAAUUAAUCGCGAUCUGCGAUUAUUGCCAAAUUUGAAAAGAAAACUCUUGAAAACUGCCUUGAUGCAAGCUCAUCGGGUGAAAAAACUAAAAGAGGAACAUUAUCUAUGCUGGAUUGAUAUAUUGAACGCCGACAAGGAAUCGAAUAAAGACAACGAAGGCAUGCGAAAAAAACUGGACGAAGUACUACAAGGAGCGACUGAUGUUCUACCAAACAGCGUCGGUAUUUGGCACGCGCGGCUUAAUCAUUUGUUGCAAUGUGAUUUGGAGAAGGAAGCGUAUGCUAUGUUUCCAGAGGUGACGGACAAAUUUGGUGAAAAAGCGUUACCUUUGUGGAAACUGCGAUUCUUGCAUGCUCAGCUAAAAAAUUGGGAUGAGGUCGAAGAGAGCUAUCAAGCGGCUCUAAAGUAUCCGUUAAUCGCUAAAGAUGUUAAAGCUUCAUGGCUUGAAUGGCUUGUUUUAACGAAAGGCAUUCGUGCAGCUCGCAAGGCGUAUGACGAUCUCUACCUUCAACCUCUUACUUCAUUGGAGUUCCACAAGAAGAUGAUCUCGCUGGAACUCAUACAGCCGGAGAUCAUGUCGAAGUACGUGCGGCGGCCUUAUGAAAUGGCGAUAAUGCACUUCGGAACUCACGACACAUCUAUCUGGUUAGAUUACAUCAAAUACGAGAUGCAGUAUGGAGAACCAAAGAAAGCCAGCGAUAUCCAUGAGCGGGCAGUCAAAACGUUAGAUUCUAGCUUAACGUAUUCCUUUAUUCGAGAUUACGGCCUGAUCAUGGCGAAACCUGAUUCCAUAAAAUGAUCCGAUCGUGAGCAUACAGUAUGUACAUAUAUCAAUCAAGCGCGAUAUGUAUUGCGUGUUUGUAUUGUAUACAGAAGAUUACUGCCCCAACUUGCAUUAUUUGUAAUUAGUAGAGUAAUAUAUUGAGUUUUGAUAAAUGUUUAAGAUAUACAUCUUGGGAUCUUUCACGAAAAGUUACUUUUGAAGGAGACAAUUUUUUUUAUGUAUA